Anthonomus grandis grandis is the source of this 2313-nucleotide messenger RNA. It is a transcript of the gene cpx, whose product is annotated as complexin. The record is from RefSeq and is a predicted model, not a curated record. Gene Ontology annotation, cellular component: SNARE complex; terminal bouton. Lineage: Eukaryota; Metazoa; Arthropoda; Insecta; Coleoptera; Curculionidae. Gene Ontology annotation, biological process: neurotransmitter transport; synaptic vesicle exocytosis; regulation of neurotransmitter secretion. The coding region runs from base 427 to 2118 and encodes 563 amino acids. Gene Ontology annotation, molecular function: syntaxin binding. The transcript is spliced from 5 exons.
ACCCGCUAUACGCUUCCUUAUUACUCCAACCUGUGUUUUAUUUCCACAUCGUUAAAACUUUACCCACCGCCGGGUAUAGGUUAUAAUGUUUAUCGUUUUAGUUUUGCUGAUAACAAUAGAAUCCCGAGCUUUUUGGUGAAUCAGUCGCUACAACGCAUGUACGUUCUGAAGCUUCAAAAAUUCCCAUUUAUUGCUAUUUCUAUUGUUUAUCGUUUUAUUUAUAAAUAAGCUGAUGUAAUUAAUAAAAAUAACGCGAUUCGAGCGAGGUUUCAAGGUGAGUGCAUAGUUUUUGUUUGUUUUGUAAUUAAUAGUUAGCAGAAAAACGGUGGUUUUUUAUUGGUCUUAAGAGCACAAAAUUACCAACUGACUAACGGGCAGAGGAAGGACUAAGAGACCCUAAAAGCCAUCGACAAGUAAAGUCUCAGGAUGGCGGCGUUUGUGGCAAAACAGAUGGUCGGUAACAAGCUAAACGCAGUUAAAGCAAACAUGAACGACACCACCAAGAGAUUUCCACCAGAAGACCGUUUAGGACCUUUGUUAAAUCAGCACGUUAAAACAAUAUUAGAAUCGGGAUUACUCCUGGACGAGGAUUACGAAGUGCUUUUGUCCGCCGCUAAUUUUAAAUUGUACCCACACGAAACCCGAAGAUUAUCCUUAGGGAUUGUUUUUGGUGGUGGUGUGGCCGUCGUCGGGUCACUACUUCUCGCUUUUAAAAUUAAGCGGCCAUCGGUGAUAAUUCCUGCGGCUGCAGCGAACACUUUCCUGUUUUAUUUGGGGAGAAAUGCUCGGAUUAAGUGGGAGAGGAGGGAGGAAGCUGUACCAGUGCUGGUGCGAAGCUUACUUAAGCUAAGAAGGCUUAAUUUCACUGUGUUGCGUUAUUUGGCAAUGAGAGGAGAGCAGUCGCCGGUAGGAUUUAACGAGAGCGUCAACGAGUUUCUUCAAAGUUUCUUGAAACACCAGCAGGAGUAUUUCGAGGAAUUAUUGAGGCACUUAGGUGCCCUGGCCGAACACACUUUGGAACUCCAAGAAGACUUUAGGGCCCUAAAGGAUUUUGACCCAAAAAGCCUUCUAAAUGGUGAACCUACUGAGGAAACUUACCAGCAACUUCUCUCAACAGUUCAAGACAUUUACACCAUUCUAGUAUCAAAAUACUUGAACUAUUUGGGGUUAGUUUGGCAAGAAUAUCUUAACCAUCAACACAUAAACGUGCAAGAAGUCUUAGACAAUAAAAUAUAUGCCUUUAAAGCCAAAACUGAUCAGCACACUAUGAAUCUUCAACAAGAGUUCAACAAUCUGAGAUAUAGUGCUUCAAAGAAGCUAGAAAUCAGCAAAUCAACCUCCUUUAGUAAAAACAUAUCCGGAAACCUCCGGAAAACCCUUGAUGCCACCAUAAACAGGCUCUCAUUAAUACUGGAACAAUCCAGAACAGUUUUAAGCAGAAUUGAAGAGGUAGAGGAUAACCAGGAUGUUAAAAACCUGGAAAUUGCCUUAAAAGACCUUAGGGAGCAAGCUCUAAGUACUUACGAGUCUCUUGAUGUACUUUGCAAACUAUUCGGAAUUUUAUCAGAAGCAAAUAACCAAACAGUAAAAGCUUUUAACCCAAAAACAAGUGUUGACACAACCACAAAAAAUGCUCCUACAGUAAACUUUGACGAUGCCACUGAAGCUUUAGAAGAAAACUUUGAGCUGUAUAUUCCUGAGGGUGCAGAAGAGGAUUUAUCUGAUGAUGCCAUGAACUGGGAUGAUCAGGCGGGAAAGUAUUUGAGUCUCAUGGUGAAGGAGCUUAAGCAAUCACUAAAGCAGCACGAACGGUUCAUCGCAGCCAGAAAUAAGAGAGGAGUGAUCCAGGAGGAAGAACCGAAAGAACAUAAGGAGAGUGCUGUUCCUAAAUUUGACCUUAAAGUUGUCAAUGAGAAUGUUCCUCAUUCCUCCGAGUUGCUUCCACCUCCACCUCCUCCUCCAUUGCCUCCCGCAGAAGCUCUCGAUGGCAGUGAGGGAGUUUGUGUGAGUGAGUCUAAGAAUAGUUUGUUGGACAGCAUCAGGACUUUAUCCGGACAACUUCAGAGGGAGGAGGAGGUGUUUGGGAGUGAGGGUUCUAGUGAAUCUAGUGAGUGUUAACGGAGAGUUUGUCUAAUUGUAAAUGGAUACCAGGUCCUCAUUCCACACAAUUCUUGAUGACAGUAUGAAGAAGGGAUUGCAUGAAAAUUUUGUUUGAGCUUUAUUGAACUUCAAGUGGGAUGAAGAAGGGGUUGAUCGUGAAGUUCAAGUGGAUCUAGAUGUACGAUUUGUUGAAAUAAAUUAGCUUUUAUUAAU